UAUAGGCAUAUAAAAAAAAAUACAGAUUUUAGUCUGUGGUUUUAGAUGCAUCAAUAAUUCUAAGUUUCUAGGGAUAAAAUGUAACGACAUUUGAUACAUUUGAAGCCUAAUUUCUAUGGAAAUCAAAUCCAAAAUUAAUCUAAUUAUUGUCAAUGUUUAACUUCAUCUUCAAGGCAGAUAGUUACAGGAAAAGACUGCAUGUGUAGUACAAGUUUUAGAUACUGAGAAGUCUAUAUAUAUUCUGCGUGGUACAAUUUGUGAAGCAAAAUCAAUACAUGAUUACAAAAAGACAUUACCAAUACGAGGAAAUACGUAAUUUAAAGAAAAUAUUGGAAGAAAGAAAAUAGGAAUACUUUUUUUUUUUUGCUACCAAAAAUUGUUAAUAUAUCGAAGCAAACAAACUUGAGAUUUUACUAGAAAUAGAUGAAAUUCUGAGAACUUUAAUCGAAAAACAAGGUUACAUAAUUGGACUAGAAUAAUACUCAUCUCACAACAGAUCAAAAACAAUAUAUGACUUCCGGUUCCGAUUGACUUGGCCAUGUAGGUUCAAAUUUCGACUCCUGGGUUUUAUAUCUAAAUUCAUAUGUAACCCAUUAUGAUUGGUUUUUAAAUUAUUUGGAAAAGUUAUAAGACGAUAAAGACGCAUCAUUUUAUAAAGAAAAAGUGUAUACAUGUACUGAGAUUUAAAAGAAACUUUGGACUUUUCUUUGUUGGUGAAUACUUGUGCGUAUCAGUUCACUAUGGAGGACAGUAGGAAAAGAAACCGUGAGGAAAUGCAGACCAGUCCAAGUAAGUCUUUCGAAUACGUGGAAAAAUAUGAACUAAAUGAUGUCAUGAAAGGCUUAACAAACAUCUAAAGCACCCUCGCUAAUCUUAUGAUAAGUUUUGAGACACAAAGAAAGGAGCCGGCAGAUAUAAAGAACGAUGUCUACGGGAAACACGGUGUUGAAAAUAGACUCCAAGAAGUUCAAGCUCAAGCUGAUGACACGAUCUCACAAAUCACAGAAUUUGAUCACAAACAACAAAAAAUGUUUAGAGAAUUAACAAUGCUUUAGGAUCUUGUAGUGAAACUAGAACAGAGGGUAGACCUACAAAAUCAUCAAAUCCUUGAACUCAAACUGAAAACCACGGAGACAAAUGUUAUCAUUACUAGCUUAAACAGAAAUGAGAGAGAGAGAGCGUGAAAUUCUUCCCAACCGCAGAUCGGAGUUUUUCAAACAACACUUGGAAAUGUCGGAUGAGGAAAUCAGCGAAGUCGGCAUUGUUAAGUGAAAAGACAGGGUGAUCCGAAAGCUAAAAGAAGAUUUCCCAGACCUGCAUUUGUGCAGUUUCAAGACAUUUACCAAAAGGAGAAGAUCAUGAAAAAAAUUCCUAAACUCAAACCGAAAGGUGUUCCCAUUAGGAUUUCCAACCAUUAUCCCGAAGAAAUGAGAGAAAAACGCAAGCGACUCUAUGAUCUACAGAACAGCUACAAAGAGAAGAAUAUUUCUACAACGAUCAAAGCUGACAAGCUGGUCUCCAACAAUAAUGGAUCAGUGUACUGUGAAAAAAUUGCCAGACCGAAAACAUGCGACAUUCUUGAAGAUCCCAGCGACAAAAACCCGUCCGAAAUCCAUCAAGGUAAACAGAUCGAGGACAAUGGGAAUCGUUUUACAUCACAUGCCACUAAGGUAUCAUCUGUAAAGCAGGUAAAUCAGGUCCUUAGAGAUAUUUUCAGAAUUUCUAAAGUUUCAAGUGCAACGCACAAUAUAUAUGCAUACAUAUUCACAAACGAAGACGGAGUGAUGCACGAAGGAAGUGAUGAUGAUGGAGAACACGGCGCUGGCCGAGCCUUACUGCAAAAAUUGAAGGACCGAAAUGUCUCAAAUUGUGUAGUAGUAGUUGUUUCUCGUUGGUUUAGUGGUAAAAUCGGUGCCCGUCGAUUUCGACAUAUUCUGGAGGUGGGAAUGAGCGCAGUAACCAGCGUAAAAUAAUCUCUUAGCUCCGGUUUGAUCAAUCACUCUUGUUGAAAUUCAUAGUGAUACGCAUAUCGACUGUUCUAACUUUAUAAAACAUU
Messenger RNA from Ostrea edulis (European flat oyster), 2056 nucleotides. RefSeq names its product protein IMPACT-B-like. Lineage: Eukaryota; Metazoa; Mollusca; Bivalvia; Ostreida; Ostreidae. Gene Ontology annotation, biological process: regulation of translational initiation. Bases 1359 to 1973 code for a protein of 204 amino acids. Gene Ontology annotation, cellular component: cytoplasm. The transcript has a single exon. The record is from RefSeq and is a predicted model, not a curated record.